This is a messenger RNA of Micropterus salmoides (largemouth bass), 1754 nucleotides long. Its product is annotated as serine-rich coiled-coil domain-containing protein 2-like. Gene Ontology annotation, cellular component: microtubule cytoskeleton. The transcript is spliced from 3 exons. The record is from RefSeq and is a predicted model, not a curated record. Gene Ontology annotation, molecular function: microtubule binding. NCBI's taxonomy places the organism in Eukaryota, Metazoa, Chordata, Actinopteri, Centrarchiformes, Centrarchidae. Gene Ontology annotation, biological process: microtubule bundle formation. Bases 63 to 1739 code for a protein of 558 amino acids.
ACAAAAGUUCACUGAGUUAAGUUGUGUGAUUCCAUGCUCCUACAUGCCCUUGUUGGCAUCUAAUGGAAGAAAAAGCACCCAUCAGGCCUGCCAUGGUAUCCAGAUUGCCUAAGUUUGGUGGACGCUCCUCGACUGGUGGCGCUAGCCCCUUGUCAAAUGGUUCCAUACAGCCAGCUACCGCUACCCAGGAUGUUAAGACAACUCCUCAAGGAACACACCCAAAUGGCAUAAUCCGUGCCUCUCCGUUUUCCCUGAAAUUGAAGAGAGAGGAGAGGACAACCACUUCUAGCCCCAUCACCCCCACCAGCCCUGGGGAUGGAGGUGAAGACAAGGCUCAGACACAGCUUCCCUCAUUGGCAAAGGAGGUAAAAAACUGCUCUCCAGCGACGCCCAAGAUGCGAAGAUCAGGUUCUUUGAUGGUAGCGGUCUCCAGUCCUAAGGCCAUCCCCAAGCAGUCCUUGAAGAUGAGUCCCAAAGUUGGAACCAAGCUAGGCCAAAGUCCACUGAACGGAGGUCCUAAAAUGGGCCACAAUGGCUCCAGCAUUCCUGCUCAAACAGGAUCAGAGUCUCGCCUUGUGCGGCCGAGGUUAGGAUCUAGCUCUCCCAGAAGCAGCUCUCAAGACAGCCUGUCCCAGUCUAGUGACAGCCUGAAGAACUUGGCACUGGACAACAUGGUGCGUUCAAACAGCUUCACUCAUUUUAAGCAGAUUCCCUCGCCCACCAGCCAGCCCAUGACACGGUCCUUCUCUUUUAACCGAGCUGUGGAGCUAGCUAAGCCCCUGACCAACACUCAGCUCCGGCCACCUCGGAGUAGUUUCCUUAAACCCCCUCAGCUUAGCAAUGGAAGAGUGGGUUUGGGUCUUGGAGGCCUGAAUAGCAGCCUUGGAGGCUCAGGAGGUCUGGGUGGAGGACUUCAGUACAGUAGAACUCCUCCGGCUGCCUCCUCUCUGCCCACCCUCUCGACCCCUUCAGCACCCACUACUCCCAGCUCUCUGAGGAAGCCUCUGCUGCCCAGUUGUGUGCUGACCAAGUCAUUGGGAAACGGUUUAGGCUACAGGCUGCCUCGAUCCAGGCAGGCCAAGCAGCAGAAGACUCUUUUUCCAGGUAGGGUCAAGGGGGAAAUCAGACCUUUGGUUGCCCCUGAAUGUGGAGGCCAUUUAGGAAAAGCAAUAGACUUUGAGCGCACUAGUGAGGCUGACAAAACAGACUCACGGAGUGAAAGUGAUGGAAGCUCUGGAGAUGCAAGAGGAAAAGGAGGAGGGAGUGAUGUGCUUAGGCAGAGCUCUGGCCAGGCAGCAGGCGAGACUCUGGAGGAUAUGUCCUUAUCUUCUGCCUCAUCUCUAGACAGAGUUGACAUUAGUGAAGAGUUUCUAGAUGACUUUGACAGUGUGGGAGAUGUGUUCAGUGAUGGGGACCUACCUGAUAACAGGAAAACUGGCAGCAGUACUCAAACCCGCCUGCACAGCUUUCUCAGUGAGACCCUUGACUGGGAGACUAUGGAUCUGACAGCAGGACAUAAAGAAGAAAGCCCCAUGCAGGACUCCCAAGGACCACUGGUGUCUCCAGAGCGGUGUAAUGUCCUUCAAGCUUCUUCUGUGGAGCUGUCGCCUUCCAACAGCUCUGGUGGAACCUACAUGUGGGAUGAGGAUGUCCUUGAGCCCUUUGUUGGGCCUGGGACACAUCCAUGUGACAGCUAUGAUGACUCAGAGCUCAACAGCAUGGUGAGUCCCAGUUUCUAGCUUUUAUGAAUUUUG